UGUCUUCGCAUCGAUCGCGAGCGCGCAGCGAUUGCUCCUGUCUGUUCUGUAGAUAUGGUGCUCACGAGGCGGCGAAGAGGCGGCCGGAACCCGGGUCUGGGUCUGGUUCGGUGGUGACCGCCGGCCACGGUCGAGUUGGCUAUGGGGGAGCCAGGCUUCUUGGUCACGGGAGACCGCGUCGGUGGCCGGAGCUGGUGCUUGCGGCGGAUGGGGAUGAACGCCGAGUGGCUGCUGCUGGAGGAUGGGCGCGAGGUGACUGUAGGACGAGGAUUUGGUGUCACGUACCAACUGGUGUCAAAAAUCUGCCCUUUGAUGAUUUCUCGAAACCACUGUGUUUUGAAGCAGAAUCCUGAGGGCCAGUGGACAAUUAUGGACAACCAGAGUCUAAAUGGUGUUUGGCUGAACAGAGAGCGUCUGGAACCCUUAAAGGUUUAUUCCAUCCAUAAGGGAGACCACAUCCAGCUUGGAGUGCCUCUGGAAAAUAAAGAGAAUGCAGAGUAUGAAUAUGAAGUUACUGAAGAAGACUGGGAGAGGAUAUAUCCCUGUCUUUCCCCAAACGGUGAUCGGAUGAUGGAAAAAAAUAAGGGCUUGAGAACUAAAAGGAAAUUUAGUGUGGAUGAAUUAGAGGGUUCUGGAGCUGAAGGACCCUCAACUCUGAAAUCUAAAAUAAGUAAAGUGUUUUAUAAACCUGGUCAGCUAGUGAAGUCUCAUGGGAGAGGUGAAGUGGCCAGUCAACCCUCUGAAUAUUUGGAUCCUAAGUUGACUUCUCUUGAGCCAAAUGAAAAGACCACAGAGUCUGGCUCCCCAAAAGUCAUAGAGCUUCAUCACAAGAAGCAGAAAGCCUCAAACUCUUCAGCCUCUCAGAGCAGCUUAGAGAUCUUUAAGGUGACCAUGUCCAGGAUGCUGAAGCUGAAAACACAGAUGCAAGAAAAACAGGUAGCUGUUCUGAAUGUGAAAAAGCAGACCCAAAAGGAGAACUCAAAAGAAAUUGUGAAAAUGGAGCAGGAACUGCAGGACUUACAGUCCCAGCUGUGUGCAGAGCAGGCUCAGCAGCAGGCAAGAGUCGAGCAACUAGAGAAGACUUUCCGGGAAGAGGAACAGCAUCUCCAGGACUUGGAGAAAGAGGAAGGAGAAGAGGACCUGAAGCAACAGCUGGCCCAGGCUCUGCAGGAGCACCGGGCUCUAAUGGAAGAGCUAAAUCGCAGCAAGAAGGACUUUGAAGCAAUCAUUCAAGCCAAGAACAAAGAAUUGGAGCGGACCAAGGAAGAGAAGGAGAAGGUGCAAGCACAGAAGGAAGAAGUUCUCAGCCACAUGAAUGAUGUGCUAGAGAAUGAGCUCCAGUGUAUUAUUUGCUCAGAAUACUUCAUUGAGGCUGUCACCUUGAACUGUGCCCACAGUUUCUGUUCCUACUGUAUCAAUGAAUGGAUGAAGCGGAAGACAGAAUGCCCCAUUUGUCGGAAGGACAUUAAGUCCAAAACCCGCUCCCUGGUUCUGGACAAUUGCAUUAAUAAGAUGGUAGAUAAUCUGAGCUCAGAAGUGAAAGAACGACGAACUGUCCUCAUUAGGGAAAGAAAAGCAAAGAGGCUGUCCUGAAGACUGUGCUUUAAGGGCAUUUGAAAGACUGCCAGGCAAUGGGAGCUUAGAAUGGUCUGGAGGAUUCUCUGGCUGUGACGUGACGUGGCCGCUCUGCAAGUCACCUGAGGAGCCACGUGGGGCAGAGACUGCCGAGUUGGGAAGCCCCCCCGCCAGGGCGCUGCCGUCACUGGAGAACCGCUGGGGCUUACUGCGCCCAGCUCUUCAGGGUAUUUCGUAGACUCCGCCUCACUACGUGCUGAAUGGGUUAUUUGAGUUUUGUUUUGUUUUUUAAAGUUGUUGUUGUUAUUUUGAUACCUCAGAAGCACCCUUGUUGACAGUUGUUGUGGACAGGUUGGGCGUGCCCCAUGGCUCCCCUGACGCCCUGAUUCAGUAGUGGGAUGAGGAUGAGAGGAUGGCUUACCUCUUCUUUGUGAAAACAGUAUGUCGUUUCCUGGAAAUAAA
Molecule: messenger RNA, 2037 nt
Organism: Propithecus coquereli (Coquerel's sifaka)
Lineage: Eukaryota; Metazoa; Chordata; Mammalia; Primates; Indriidae
Gene: RNF8
Product: ring finger protein 8, E3 ubiquitin protein ligase
Exons: 8
Coding region: 142-1593 (483 amino acids)
Biological process (GO): double-strand break repair; ubiquitin-dependent protein catabolic process; protein K48-linked ubiquitination
Cellular component (GO): nucleus; site of double-strand break; ubiquitin ligase complex
Molecular function (GO): ubiquitin protein ligase activity; histone binding
Source: RefSeq, a predicted model, not a curated record